AUGCCGGGCCUGGGCACGCACCAACCUGCUGCUGCUGAUACUGGGCUUGGUAUUGGGUUCACCACCGGUGUUGUUGGGCUGGGAUUCGCUGGGCCUGGAUUCACUGGGCCUGCUACAGGAGGAGCUGGGUUCACCACUGGAGAUGUUGGGGCCGGGCCCACAGGUGUAGCUGGGGCAGGGGUAGAUGGGGUUGGGGCCGGUGUCUGCAUCAUAGAUCAUGGAAAGAUCGGGCUUGUACAGCCCGAAGGCCCGUUCAGAGCCGGGCCCGGGCUUCAUGUCCUCGUCAUAGAGUGCAAAUAUGUAUCGACUGAUUUACCGGGCAUAAGUGGGGUGCCGACUUUUGACUUGAGAUGGUUAAUCAAGUUGCCAUUGUACGCCUUUGCAUUCUCCAAACUCGGGCCCACCUCAUUCGUGUCUCCUUUGUAA
Molecule: messenger RNA, 426 nt
Organism: Striga asiatica
Lineage: Eukaryota; Viridiplantae; Streptophyta; Magnoliopsida; Lamiales; Orobanchaceae
Source: the annotation of a GenBank genome assembly